AUGUUCCAAUGUUUCAAACACUCCAAUCGCUUCAAGCAACCAGUUGACCCUGCAGCCAACGGCUAUACGCUGGUCAAACAGGAAUGGCUGGAGGGCGGUAUCUGGCAUAUUUGGAAGGUCAAUAACGAUACAAACACUAUCGGAUAUCUCAGCAAGAUCGGUGUCGAUCCUACAACCAACAGAAUAUGUGUGUUUGAAGUCAGUACAGACACUGACAAGUUCCCGACUAAUAAAAAAUUAAAACUACGGGACUUUAUAAUGGGAAUAUGGAAGAUAAAGCAUGAACAACAGCCCGGAGACUUACACAGCAUCAUUUUUCAAAAUGUUGUUGGCGGGGAUGUGCAGGCUGUUUGUGAUGAGGCAUGGAGCGUGAUGAUGAAGCCUAUUAAGACCGAGCCGUUAUGUAUCAAAGCAAAUGGAGCCACGCCAGAAGAGAAGAAAGCAUUUGGUUUGCUGAAAAACAUCUUCUUCUGCAGAGGAGUGCAGCAUAUGCUGGAUGAGUAUGAAGAUUUAAAUGGCAAGAUAAUCAAAGAGUAUGUGUUGGUGAAACCACCACCCUCUCAGAGCUUGCAGAUUGAACUUGUCAUAGGAUCUGCGAGAUAA
Aspergillus alliaceus is the source of this 603-nucleotide messenger RNA. RefSeq lists its product as uncharacterized. The coding region runs from base 1 to 603 and encodes 200 amino acids. The record is from RefSeq and is a predicted model, not a curated record. The transcript has a single exon. NCBI's taxonomy places the organism in Eukaryota, Fungi, Ascomycota, Eurotiomycetes, Eurotiales, Aspergillaceae.